This is a messenger RNA of Suillus subaureus, 404 nucleotides long. RefSeq lists its product as uncharacterized. The transcript is spliced from 3 exons. Lineage: Eukaryota; Fungi; Basidiomycota; Agaricomycetes; Boletales; Suillaceae. Bases 91 to 318 code for a protein of 75 amino acids. The record is from RefSeq and is a predicted model, not a curated record.
GGAGACGUUCAAAACAAUAUAGUAAGCCAGGCAGCCUGAAGUUUAUUCGCAGCUACAGUAUUUGGAGAGUAUAUUACAACGCUUAUUUCAAUGCCUCAUGCUUGGAUGGUAAUUUUUGUGCUCCGCUCCGAGAUCUUGGCUACCAUCUUUUUACCUUUGACUAAAUGUUUUUGCACCUCAAGCUGUGAAAUAAUAUCGGUGUGUUCGGCCCGUCCGUUGGUUCAUGUUCUGAUUAACAAUUUGUUCGGCUGUAACUCACAAUUCACCGAUAAGUUGAGCAGAAGGAAGACAUUUAUUCCUUCCAAUAAAGAGUUCUGAUGCCCGUCAGUGCAUCAGCACUGCCGAAAACUGUAUCAUUGAUUCGUCUGACAUAUUCGUAUGAAUGUUGCCUGAUAAACAUGUUC